GGAAGCGAGGACAGACUGGAAUGUCGCAGAGGUUUCCUUCGUCUUUCGGAGUCCCAAGAUGACUUUUUCUUGGGCGAUGACGGCUCUCAUAAUCCUGAAUCCACCUUGAGAAGCAAGCAAACGAGAGGUUACAAGCAACUCUUGUCAGCUUUCAAAGAACCACCGAAGAAACCUUUGUCCGAGCUAUAUGAUUUGACAGGAAAUAUGGAACCGGACUUUGGACUUUUCUGUGGCAGCCUAAUAUCAUCCAACCUCGGGGUGACUUUCUACUCUACAGGCAACAAUGUGACUCUGUCUGUCUACUUACCACCAAGGUCAUCCGUGGGCACCACAUCCAUGAUGGGGUCUUUUGGAUUGUAUUUGACAUAUAGGUUUCUCUCCUCGUCGCCAACAAGGAUAUCCGCCAAUGAAGACAAAGACACUCAUGAAGUGCAUCUCGGGAAUAUGGUGGGUAAUACCUACUGCGAUCGAUCUUUCAAGAACUGCGACAAGAAGAAGUGUUUCAUCCGAUCUCCCAACUUCCCCGGACUAUAUUUGCGCAACUUCACAUGCAGCUACAUGAUACGACAAGACAACGUUCCACCUGACAAGCGUGCCCACAUCAUAGUAUCGCAGCCAAAUGAGUACAAGAUAUCGGUGAAUACAGGAUCUUCUCUUAUGUUGUCGGACCCCCGGAAAGCCCUUAACCAAGGAAGCAGUGGAUUGACUACUGACUGUGCUGGCGACGUCGUCAGAAUCUAUGACCGGAUCAAUAGCGAAACCAGUGAAGAUCGUCUUCUUCUGACAGAGUUUUGUGAAUCUGGUUCCUUAACAGACGUUGUUUCUAGUGGCCCAGAAAUGCUCGUACAAUUGUACAGCGCACCUUCAAAUCUGCUUUAUGAGUCAAGACUGGAACUGGAGGUUCGAGUGGAAUUCGUCGACGCAGAUGGCUCAGAAGGCGAAUUCAGCUUUGAUAGGAGCUCCAACUGCGAAAUAAUUGUGGAUGGUUCCAAAACACGCAGCGGAGUCAUCCGAAGUCCUCGUCACAGUGUGCCAAGAAAUACAUCAUGUAUUGCGAGACUCAUAGGUACAAGUUCCCAAAGGGUAUGGCUAUAUUUUGUUUCGUACUUCGUUCAAGAUCACGAGACGCUGGGAUAUGACCAUCAUCCUUCCAGCACCGAGUACCAGCGAAGUCCUUUAUAUGAGGAUGCAUGUGAUAUAAGCUCUUUAGAACUAUUUUUGAAUGUGCAGAAGAAUUCGUCUUAUUAUAAGUUUCAUCACACUAAACCCCCUCAACUAAAUUACACAUACAAAUUUUGUGAAAAAUCGCUCCCUUUGAUGUGCACGAGGGCAUCGGAUUAUGAUGACUAUAUUCCAAAAAGACCUUGCUUGCCACCUUCAGAGAGUUAUAUAUCUGAAAGUUCAGAGGUUCUUUUAAAAUACACAUUCUCUAUGCGUGCAUCGGAUGUUGUGUCCUCCCUCUCUGCUACAUCAUUUAUUCUCAAGUAUGAGUUUGUGGAUACAAGUUUUUCUGGUAAAGGCAGUUCUUUCGAAAUACCUUCAACAAUACCCUGCGGAAGAAAUUUUAGUUCAGAGAUGGAUGUCUCCGGUAUUAUUCAAUCACCAAGGAAUGUGUUCUUAUACGGAAGAGGAGGGCGGGAUCAGCUUUUAUGUGUUUAUCGAUUCCAAAUGCGUCCCAGAGAAAGAAUUGUUCUUGAAGUUCUCCAUUUUCAAUCAGGUAUUAAUAAUUGUUCAACGUUUUUUGAUCCAUUGCUCCGUAGGUUCUAUUGUCGUUUCAACAGCGAAACUCUUUCACGCCAAAUUCCGCACAGACAUGCUUUUCUAACUUUUACUGAAACUCCUUCUUCCUCACCUGUCCUUUUCGGUUGUAUGUGUGAAAACGCAGUGCAGCCCAUAUCCUCAAUUGCAUUUACCUCUUCAUCUUUGGAGCAUUCUUCUACCGUAACAAUGAAUUUUGAUGUUUCCGGUAUGACAGCUUUUGAAGAUUUUGAAGACUUCUCUUUCAGUGUUCGUUACCAGGUCAUCCGAUCAAACUCAAGUGAUCGUGAAUGCAGCGUCCUUCCGGACAAUUUAGAUAGGAACAGGACGCAUGGAGGGGAAUUGACUUUUCAAGCGUCCCCUGUUAGGAAUAUACUAGGUGAUCAUCCUCUUCGUUGCCAGUGGUUUCUUCAGUCUUCUUCCACUGAUACAUAUUUGUAUCUACAACUGCAUGGAUUAUCGUGCGAUGGUCACCACGAGCUUGAAAAUCUUAAUAGAGUUGUGCUUUAUACCAGCGGAAGUGAUGGUCUUAUGUAUCCCAAAACGGUGCUAUGCCUCCCAUCUUCUACAGAAACUACAAAGUCGAGAUCUGCUAAUGAUUUGUUUGACUUUUUUUCGUCUUCUUGGCAUAACAAUGAUUCUACUACUGCUCAAGUGCUGCAACGUGAUGACUUUAGAAAUUUUGUUGCUUAUCACGAGAAAAACCAAUCCAUAACAGACAAAGUAAUCGUAGAACUCAUGGCUUACAGAAAAGGCACUCUAACCAUACGGUGGUUGGAGGUCACUAGACCAACCUCUAAACCAAUAAAUGGCGAAAUUAAAGAAGACGAAGGCAGAACUAUGAAAAAUGUCAACUGCUUGUUUGAAUGUCCAGAACUCAGUGCCUGCAUCAAUCCUGAGCUAUGGUGCGAUGGUGUAGUGCACUGUCCUCAUAGCGGAUAUGACGAGUCCUCCGAAAACUGUCAACAAACGGUGACACUUUACAUCUCCGUUGGCUUUGGGUGUUUGGUUGUAUGCAUUGGGAUUGGUCUGGUGGCUUUUUUUCUGUUCAGACGAUACUCAGAGAAAAGGCAUAACCACCAACAAACGCAUCCAGCAACUUUUGAACACCACCCGCAUUGUUUGCAACACAAUCAACACCGCGACUUAAGUAGUAAAAACUUUCAGAAUACAUCUCCGGUGUUUAUAGUCGGAGGUAGUACAAAAAAGAAGAAAAAGAAGAAUAAAGAUGACUUCGUGAGGCACAUUCAGACUGUGGAAGUCCGUUUUCCGGAUAUUCAUAUGUGAUGAUUUGUGUUUAUGAAAUUUCAUCCAUCAUGUUUAUCCUCAUGUCUAUAGUUUUGAAUCUUUUUUCUACAUGGAAAAAAAAUUGCCCUUUUACAUUAAACCUUGUUAAACAACU
Stegodyphus dumicola is the source of this 3160-nucleotide messenger RNA. RefSeq lists its product as uncharacterized. The record is from RefSeq and is a predicted model, not a curated record. NCBI's taxonomy places the organism in Eukaryota, Metazoa, Arthropoda, Arachnida, Araneae, Eresidae. Gene Ontology annotation, cellular component: plasma membrane. Gene Ontology annotation, molecular function: protein binding.